AUGCUGACGUCAUCACCACGCGCCGCUGGACCUGCUCGUUGGCGUCUUCAGUCUUUUGUUUUCCUCCUCCAGCUCCCCGGUGGGUGUGUGAGUGUCAGGCCGGUGUCCAGAGCUCCUCACGGCCGCCUGCAGAGUCAUGGAGCCCGGGGAGAGCGCGGAGGACAGGCCGGCGGCAGGAGCUCUGUCCGCGGCUCAGCGCAGAGCCGAGAUCCGCAGAAGAAAACUGCUCCAGAACUCAGAGGUUCGGAUGCAGAGGAUCGUGGGCCAGAACCAAGAGGUUCGGAUGCAGAGGAUCGUGGGCCAAGCCACGGACCCUGA
Messenger RNA from Knipowitschia caucasica, 318 nucleotides. NCBI's taxonomy places the organism in Eukaryota, Metazoa, Chordata, Actinopteri, Gobiiformes, Gobiidae. The record is from the annotation of a GenBank genome assembly.